GUAGACGGGGAGGGGCGGGGGGGAGGGGGAGAGGACAAGAGGGUAUAAAGGCAGCCUUCGAAGGACACGGGCAUCACUGAGGAUCUGGGCAUUAGCAAGGGCGCUUAGCAAGAUACAAAUUUCAUAAUGAUGCUGAAGAUGAUGCUCUUGCUGGUCGUGGGCGGCGUGGCGUUGGCGGGCCCGCAACGCGCCACGGUCGAGGUGUUCAAGAGUGUGUCCCACCCGCACAGCCACCCACACAGCCAUACGCGCGCCCACGCAGAGGCCAAGGAGGCCUUCCGCAACUCGGACACCUUCUCGGCGCUGGACGCGGCCGGCGCGCAGUUCUUCCAGAUGCUGGGGAACCUCGCCUCCUCCUUCAGCAGGGUCGUCUCCGACUCCAUGGAGCGAGCAAGACAGACGACGACAUCUCGAGCUUCGUUCUCCUCCUCCUCCCUCCCCGCCCCCGCCCCCGCCCCCGCCCCCGCCCCCGCCUCCGGCAGCAGCGGGAAUUCCGGAUUUACUAUAGUGAAGAGCUUCAACAAGAAAGUGAUUCCCCACAGUUCACAGGACUAGGAUUGGCGUUUUGACAGUAAAUAAAAGCUCGAGGCGAGGCUCUCCUGCAGAAGUAAUCCACAAGAAAGUAACCCUUGCGAACAACGGCCCCAAUCAGACGAUUUUGUGCUGACGUCAUCAGUUAAGACGCAUCCCCUCGGCAGAGCCAAUCAGAGGCCGAUUAUGAGCUCUCGUUAUCUCGACCAGCCAUCCGCCAGUCGAGUUACGUCACGACCAAUCGUUUUCCUAGACUUCCGUGUCUUUGGCUGUUGCUUCUGAAGGCAGAUUGAUAUUUGCCAACAUUUUUUGGGGGGAAAUUUUAAGUCACAUUAUGAUUAUUCUUAUUUCUAAUAUCGUAUAUAUUGAUUUUAUGUCUUUUGUACAUUUAGUGUCAGGAGUAAAAUAAGGAAAGAUUGAUUGAUUUUUCAAACUAUUAUGAUAUCAAAAGAAUACAAUAAAUAUGAAAUUGAA
Penaeus indicus is the source of this 1005-nucleotide messenger RNA. RefSeq lists its product as uncharacterized. Lineage: Eukaryota; Metazoa; Arthropoda; Malacostraca; Decapoda; Penaeidae. The transcript has 5 exons. Bases 127 to 555 code for a protein of 142 amino acids. The record is from RefSeq and is a predicted model, not a curated record.